Messenger RNA from Dromaius novaehollandiae (emu), 5686 nucleotides. Its product is annotated as harmonin-like. NCBI's taxonomy places the organism in Eukaryota, Metazoa, Chordata, Aves, Casuariiformes, Dromaiidae. The transcript is spliced from 4 exons. Bases 3647 to 4171 code for a protein of 174 amino acids. The record is from RefSeq and is a predicted model, not a curated record.
CACUCAGCCUUAACUUGCUAUCAUGAUUCAUAUUCUUCCUGUGUUUCACUUCCUCCUGACAGUCAGUCUUGAUGCUGAACUGAUCAUUUGGUCUUCCUAGGACAGUACCUGUGGUCCUUGGCUAAAUGAUGAAAGCUUAUAACAUUGUUGCGGUCACUGCUUUCUAAAGACACUUUGACAUGAAUGUAAAGCCUGUCAGUCCUACACAAAGGUGGAUUGUGUUGAGAAACGUGGGUCAUCAGUGUUUGUUUAUGAAAUAAUAAUAACGGAUUUUUUAUGUUCUUUUAUUUUAUGUUUAUGUUAUUCUUUUAAUUAGCAGUGUUUUUAUGCACUUUGCUCAAAAUAUUUCAUCCAAGGGAAUGGAGCUUUUCUUGUCUCUUUGAAUGUCACAGUGUUCUGCCACAAGCUCAAAUGACUCUGAAAACUCGAUUCAUUUUAAGAAGGCUUAUUACAACUAGUGUAUAGUAGGAUUGUGACCAUGGAUAUAUGGUUUUGUAUGAAGAUUUACUGUUGUGUUUUCUUCGCUUAACAUAGAACGUGUAUCAGUAAAACAUGGGCAAUUUGUGACUAAACAUCUAUAGAACAUCGAUCAAGAAGUGGUAUAAGAACUUUACAUGUAAUAUCAGACAUUUGGUUUUGCUUCUUGAAAUAAAUUUUGAUCAGGUACAUGUAUCAGCAUGGGCUGAUCCAAAUUUGACUUUUCUUCGACAAACACCUUUUCCUUUAACUUUUUGUAGCUUUUGGAUGGUUUUAUCGUUAUGAUGGAAAAUUUCCCACAAUCCGCAAGGUACAAAGUUUGUUGGUCUGUAAAUUAGUUUGCUGUGUUUGAAUAUCAAUUCCUCUUUUCUUCUCUUCCUCCAUUAUUCCUAGAUGUUCCAUAUAGUAAAAUGCUUCUUCAUUUAACAUGCAAAAAUUAAGAUGCUUUUGGGAUGCAACUGCUUAGAAAUUGUCCAUUUGAAUACUCUGGAAUUCUUAAGUCCCAUCAGCUGCAGGGGGAAUUGAGUGUGUCAAUACUCUGCAGGUGGUGUUCAGCACAGGUGGGCAACAUGUGUCUUAUGUUUUCCCAAAAUGCUCAGAAUAGUCUUUAAAAAAAAAAAAAAAAAAAGUGUACAGAGACAAAUUCAGUUCAAAAAUUCAAGUAUAUAGUUCCCAUUUAUACCUUGGCAGAUCUCCCUGUAAGAGGAGUGUUCAAGGCAAAAGGUUUUCUGGCAUGUGUAUCACAUAGAAAGGACAAAAACAACUGAAUGUCUUUACGCUUGAUGGAACUUUAUUAUGUCUGUAAAAUUGCCUCUAAAAUAUUGCAAUUUAAAUUAUUGUAGUUUCAAAUAACACCCUCUUCCUGCUGUUACUUUAUUCUCUUUAUUGCAAUAAAUCUCAGCAAUAUUAUAGAUUUUUCUGAUGGCCGAUGUACAGAGUCAUUUUGGUCAUUAACAGGGGUGGAACUGUCAAGGAAAGUUCAUACAUCAGCCUCCUGAGAAAUCUAGAUUUCUGAGGAGAUCAGGAUUGUAUUGAACAGGUGAAGUCUUCGAGUUACCAUUUAGGAGUGUUACUUCAACCUCUUGGCAGGGUGGGAAAUGCCAGUGUGUUUUUCUUGAGUAGAGAAUGAGAAAUGACUCUAUGCUGAUACCAUUUUGUAUUCCUAAUGACUGUAAAUCAUCCUGGAGCUGUAACUGGUACUGGAGCCAGUACAGUUAGGAUUUAUUUCUGAAAAAUAUAACUGCAAGUUAUAAAAAUUCUCUCUUAACACAAAUAGGUUAUAUUCUGUUUUGCUGCUGACCAAGAUCACCUCCAGAUACCUUUUCAUAUAUUGAAAGAUCUCACCCAGGUCCUGUUAAACUCUCCAACAGUGUGGGCUAGAAGCUUGGAAAAAAAUACUUUUAAUUGUAGUUUCUUUUGCUUUUUGAAAUAUUUUUAAAAUCUGAAACUGAUGAAUUCUUAUCCUGCUCCAAAUUGCAAAUCAAUGUUUAUUUUAAAAGCAAAAAUUCCCUCUGUACUCAAAAGUCUUUAAUAGGAAAUAAACUGAAUCCGUGGGGAAAACAGGUAGAAAGAAUGACUCAUCCUAAUGUAUCUGCAUACAGGGAAUACAGCUAAGAUUGAUACAUGUUCAUAUUCUGGAGCACUUUGGCAUAGGUACUGCUUAGUGUGCUUUUAAUUUCAAUCAUUUUUCUGAUUUUGAUAUCUAGCAGGUUCUCCUGCUGCCUUGUUACACUUCGUAGACAUGUAUGUUCUAAUUUAUUAGAGGAUAAAAUUAGAUCAGAAACUGGUAUUAAGGUAUGAACUAACUGGCCCUGAAGAAAACAUGCCAGGAGUGUGAUGUUCAUGUUAAAAUGUUAGUGUGAAAACUUAGGUGUUCGACUUGGGCUGAAACUUUUUUUUUUAUUUUUACUUUUUAAGAUUGUUGUUGUUGGGGUGGGUUUUUUUUUCUCCCCCAACAUCAGCAACAUUUAACCAUGAAGCACUAGACAACAUCCCAUUGAACUCAGCGGUACAAAGUUCUAAUUACCUACUUGCCUGGAAGAACUGACUUUUGUAGCUGCCAGGGAAAAUGAUAGUGGUGUUAUCUGUGUGGGAUGCAAGAGGUGGGAGGGUGACAGCUAAUUCUGUGCAAGAUGAAGAACGCUUAUGCUUUGAGUUCACCAAACCAUAAGGAAAAGCCGGUGGCUGUUGAGAUGAGCAGAGCAAAAAAUCAAACUUGAAGCCUAACCUUUCUGUGCAUUGACAGCAAUCCACAAUAAGUAGCCAGUUGCUUCUCUUCCUUUUUCAGGAAAGAAAGCAAAACACAGGCUUUUCAGCAUGAACUAGGCCCUACCAGUACAAACAGGGAAGGGUAGUAGAAAUAUGACAUGACUAAAAGUAGAAAUAAGUAGCCAGUUGUGUUUCUAAGACUAUAGGAACAUAGGCUUCAAAAAGACUAUGAAGUUCUUCCCUUUGCUUAUACUGUACAUGUAAAAUCUUAGGGCUGCUUUGUGCUAUAUUAGGUCUCUCACAUGAAUAGAUUUUAUCUUGUGGUCGCAGAUGGUGCUUUGUUUUCAUGAUGCAGAGUUCUUGCCUAGAAGCACUUCAGUUUCUGCACUAAACUGCCUUUUCCUUGUAACUGCUUGUUUCAUUUCUAUUAAGGCAUGUUGUGCUGUGUUUAGAAUAUAUGAAGCGUGAAGGUGUUUUACAUGUAGAAACAUCCUACCUAUACAUGAGUGUCUGUCACCUGAAAGCGGUCAGUCUUGCAUUUAUGUAAUAACGACAGAACAGAGAGAUGAUAAAUCAAGACAACCAAAUCUGUUUGAAAAUUCAAACUUUUGUAGUGGGUUUAUGUGCCCUAAUGUUGUAACUUUGCAGAGGAGCAAAAGAGUUGAACUGUCUGGUGUUGUAUGGCUUAAGUGAUGCUGUAUGGGCCCUCCAAAAAAGGUUGCGUUUCAUGCAAAUUGCUGAGCAAAUGGACUUUAGAACUGCUUUUAAAAGACCAUCGUUAUAUUUGCACAGACUGUAAUUAAACUUCCAAGGCAGGCACUCAUGUACCAAGCUUGAAGUUUGCCAUGUUUUUAGCUGAUAUAAAAAUCUGAUUAACCAAAAAAAAACUUCCCAGAAAGGGAAAGAGCGAAAGAAAUCAAAAAGUGACAGUCUGUGUGAACAGAAGAAAAAUAAAAAAGAAAUGGAGUUUGAACAAAAACUUGCCAAGGAGAAAGAAGGAAUGUUGGAAAAAGAAAAACAACUGAAAAUUAAUCGUCUUGUGCAAGAGGUGUCUGAGACAGAACGAGAAGACCUGGAGGAAUCAGAAAAGGUGCAGCAUUGGGUGGAAAGACUUUGUCAGACACGGUUAGAACAGAUUUCCUCUGUGGAGAAUGAGUCUCCUGAGUUGGCAGGUGCACGCCCUUCUGCUUCUCCUUCCGCCACAUCAAUGCGGCAGUUUGCCGGUGGCCUGCAGCUUCAUACCACAGAUCUUGACGAUAUUAAUUUAGAUGAAGUUGAUAAGCCUAAACCACGUGUGGUGCCACCUCCACCACCACCACCCUCUGUUACUCCAGCAUCAUCAGCUCAUCUGCUGUCUGCAUCAAAUGCUCCACUUUCAAGAGGUCCAGCCCCAUCAGUCUCAUCAACUUCCCAGGUUGUAAGAAACACCUCCCAUGUCGGCAAAGUAUCUUCUGUGUCAAGCAGUCCUCUGGUAUGUCCUGUAUAGUUAAUAAUGAAUGUAGUUUUAUGAACUUUGCAUGUAAUGCUAAUGUCAAGGAAAUGUCAGGGGUCUGAUUCUGCAUGACCAAUUUAUUUAAAAUUCGGCACUUGUAUUUAUAUAUGCGGAUUCCUCAUUUUUACAAGAUGAGUGAUAUCACCUAGUGGAAGUGACUCCUAAAGGUCUGAAGACAUCAUGUUUCAACCCUUCAGGAAUAUAAGGUCCAAGCUGGCAUAUUCCAUGUGAAGCCUGGGUGUUUUGGAAUGUAUGUUUGGUUCUUCUGUCAAGGCAGAUAGAGCUAGGACCAAAGUAUAUUUUAAACAUAAUGGAUGCUAAAAAGCAAACUGUUCUGAGAACAGUUUGCCUGACCACUGUUAGCACUGCUUUUGAUUCAAGGAUGGCUGGAUAUCAAUUUUCCCCACUCUGAGGUGCUCUAGAGAAGUCUCUCUCUCAAGUGUGCAGCUCUAGGGGAAAUCAUCCAGUUUCAGUGCAGCUUUAACAGGUUAAUAUCUGUGAAUCUUCAGAUUCUUCUGAGAAUUCAGAAAAUUUUCAGAAAGUUUAACAAGAUAUUUUGUGGGGGAAAACAACAUUAGUUUUUCCACGGGGACUUUCAAAUAUCUGGUUCCAAACUUUUUAAAAAAAUUUAGGAGACAGAUAAGGUGACUUAACCAAUUUACUGGCAGUAAUUCAAAUAAUUUCCAAAGAUACAGCUUGUACUGUAUGAAUGAUAUCUGGAAUACAUCACAAUUCCUAUGAGAAACAUCAACAAGAGUGUGCUGGGAGCUGCUGGGGUUGAGUCGGAAACUAAACCCACAGGACUCAGUUCUGAACUCUUUACUUGAAUAAAACUAUGCUUGAUGUCAGUGGGAGUUUUGACUGAGUAAGAAAUAUAGAAUCGGGUUCAGUACAUGCUGAAUGAUUAGCUCUCAAAUGCCCCUGGAUAUCUAUUGUACUUUGUAGAGUUAAGGGGAAGUAAUUUGUGUAAGUAACCCUUGGUAACUCAGGAGAAGUUAUGUUGAAAUACUUUAUGUAGAAUGCUGAUCAUUGCAGCCCUGGUGAAUUUCGCCUUAAAAGAUCUGUUUAGCAUCGUUUGGCUAAAAUUUUAUUUCAGGUACACUGCAUUCUUACUCUCAAAUUCCAGCAUUUUUUCCUGUAGUUUCUCAUUCAGUUCAUUGCCUUUAUGGGAUUAAUGCCAAAAGCAGGGAUGAGAUUUUUCCAUAAUCUUGCUGGUGAAGGAAGUUUAAGGGGGAAAAAAGCUGCUUUCUGGGUGCAAGAGAAGUUAUGUUUUGGUUUGUUACCUUUGUAGGUCGAUUAGUUAAAAUACUUCUGUACGUAUUUUGUUGUAUUAGAGGUAAUAAAUUGAUAUCGGUAAGCUAUUUAUGUUGGGUGGUCUUGGUGAAAUGAUGGCUUUGCGCAAAAUACAUGGUGAAUUGUAACUUUCUUAAAUUGAUACCCAUAGCAAUUUGCUCCAAGUCCACCUACCCAACGACGUCCAGGGGUACCAAUAGUCUCUAAACCAGUCAU